CUUUCGGGAAAUUCGCUGAUCUUACGUGCAAAAUGAAUAUUUUCAGACAGUUUUUACCGAUUUCCCAACAACUUUCAAAAUGCCUAGCGACAGUGAGUUCACAGCAAGCAUCCGCCAUACUGCAAAGGACUGGAGGAGUGAUAUUACCUGUGCGCACAAUUGCUACGACGAGCCCGCGAAAAGAUUUGAUGGAGUUUUUCGACGACAAGAAAAACUGGGGCGAACAGGAAGUAAAACAUGGCCGGGGAUGGACGAGGGAUGAUCUGCGCAUUAAAUCCAACAGCGACUUGCACAAACUCUGGUUCGUGCUGCUAAAGGAGCGUAAUAUGCUGCUAACGAUGGAGCACGAAUGUAAAGAAAAAAUGGAAUUAUUCCCCAGUCCCGAGCGGUUGGAUAAGGUAAAGGAGUCGAUGGAAAAUUUGGAAGAAGUGGUACGGGAGCGGAACCGUGCAUACUAUCUGCUGGAAACUGGCGAAAACGGUGAACGUCCUGGGCGGGUCAGACCGAAUGAGCUUGGAAUACGGUUUUUCUAUCGCUCGUUUGAGCACGUCAUUCCAAAGUUUGCUAAUCGCAAGUGGAACGAACGCCACAAGUUUACAUUUGGUGGUUCGGCCGUAUGGAAAUUCUUACGCAUGUAUCGUGAGAGGCUGUACAACGAGAAGCGAAAGCUGCGUAACAGGGAACGUAAUGAGGUGGUCCAUUUAUUGCGCCGGUUCCCCAACAUCGACCGGGAAACGCUAGCUCAGCGAUUCCCAUCGGUCGAUGUGGAGAAGCUGUACAAACUGGAUAAAAUCCGUAUCAAUCAGUCUGCACCGAAAGGCUCGUAAACGUGUGUCAGUGUGAAUGAAAUAGUUGUGAAUACAAGAACCAUAAACUACAUAACUAUCUUCUUUUAAAUU
Anopheles coustani is the source of this 899-nucleotide messenger RNA. RefSeq names its product large ribosomal subunit protein uL29m (gene mRpL47). Gene Ontology annotation, molecular function: structural constituent of ribosome. The record is from RefSeq and is a predicted model, not a curated record. The transcript has 3 exons. Gene Ontology annotation, cellular component: mitochondrial ribosome; mitochondrial large ribosomal subunit. Bases 33 to 827 code for a protein of 264 amino acids. Gene Ontology annotation, biological process: mitochondrial translation. NCBI's taxonomy places the organism in Eukaryota, Metazoa, Arthropoda, Insecta, Diptera, Culicidae.